AUGGAUGACCAAGACGGUAUAUCCAUUCGCGCAAUGCGGCUUAAGGUGCUUUACACAUUUGAUGACGAAAGCAGAACCAACUGCCUUGCCCGGUGGCCACAUUUACUAGAAAUACAAACGGCCUUCCUUGAUGAGGAUACACAGGUUGGCGUUAUUGAGUUGAAAACAUGCAUUCAAGCUAUUGUCUCCGCAAGUCCCGAACUGGUAGCAAAACUUGGUCGAGACUACACCGUGUAUGCCUACGAUUAUUCCGAGUAUGAAACACCAUUGGUGGGGCAAGGAAUGCUAUCAUGGGUCCUAGCCUCGGCUUCUCCGACCCCGAAUGCACCAGCACAUCAGUCAAAAACCAUGGUGACAGGUCGCGUGUGCACAAAUCCUGGUCUGUUUGCAAGAGGAUCACAGGAGACCCUUGAGGUGAAGCUUAAACUUGUCCCAGUCCCGACUGUUCUUCAAAGUGAAUACUUGAAUAGCAUGCAGAAGUAUCGGGACUUAAGCAAUAUGAUCCCCCAGGACUUCGAUGCACAAGCAUGGACCAAUUUUGUGCAAGCCAACCCAGGUUUGUUUGCUGGCAAUGGUGAGAUACAGUCUGCUGAUCGAGAUACAUCCGUAAUGAAUAUGUCAGGCAUUGAAAAUGUCCACCGUAUCUUAAGUGAGGGCUCAACACCUCGGGAUAUUUCUAAUAUGAACAGCUUUCGCGCCGAUUCCCCAGCACAGUUUGCAAGUCGCGUUCCAAGUCGGACCUCAACUCCAGCACUUGCAAGGCCUACAAACCAACAAAAUAAGAGAACCUCCGAUGACAUUUUCAGACCAUCUUCAAGGGCAUCUGUUCAGAGUGCUAAUCUCAACGCUCGUAGAAGGGGUUCUAUCAUGUCUGGAUACGGAAGUUCCGAUGAAACAACUGAAGGCCCUGUUCAAAAAAGGGCAAAGCUAAUGAGGGCCGAUCUAGAUAAGACAAAUUUGAACAUUGAGCGACAGCCAGGCUCUCUUCGUGUGGCUGCCAGCACUGCUGCCUCUGUUAGGAUUCAUCGACCAACCCCUCUAAACCCAUCUAUUCAACCUCAAGCGUCAACUGAUGAGCCGAUUCGUCCCCCAACGCCUGUGCCAUCAUUAUCGAAUGCACCUAAUCGCCGACUAGCUCCCGCAGGGCAAAGUGGCUUGCGACGGCAAUCCUCCACUCUGAGCCAGCGCUCCCAAGCGUCUCUCUACAUACCCGAUGAUCGACGUGUUUCAGAGAUGUCCGCCACAUCCCCAGAAGAACAGCGCUACGGUGCAUUCUCUGAAACACCUUUUAACAUGCCUUCCUCGCCGCCUAUCAUGGACAUGGCGUGCCCACAAACGUCAAGUCCUGUUCUUCCUCCUCUCCCUAAUCAAGAUUCCGGCUUUAUGAGCGGCACGUUCGAGCCUCUUGACGAUGACAAUUCCAACGAGUAUAACAACUUUCAACAGCCAAACGGAAAUGUAAAUACGAAUGGCUCGCAAAUACUAGCAAUAUCUAAGACUCCUUCUGCAAAUGGAGGCUCAAAUGGGACUCUUCACCACAGACAGUUGAUGAGUGACGGAGUACCGAUACCUGCGAGUUCAGCGCCCACGCUGCCACCACAGCCCAGAAAGGCCAUUGGCUCUCGGCCAUCUUCAAGAGCUAGCAUAAAACAGUCCUCAAAGCCACUUGCGCCGGCACCCGCCCCUACCGCACAGCGACAGACGGAUGUCAUCCCCAGCUCUUCCCUUCCUCCUAUUUCUACAAACGUUGCUAUUCCGCCUGCUCAAGGUCACCAAUCGGAUACCCAGUCAUAUCCUAUGAGUGACAUGGCAACAGCGUCCACCCCUGCGCCCGUUGUUCUUCCAGAGAAAAUCCGAAGUGGUGCCGGCGCUAGACGAGUAAAGCAAGUUCAGGCACGGCUUGAUCAAUGUAUCAAGCAAGGAACUGUCCCACCUUAUUGUGAGAAUUGCGGUGCCAUCGAGACUACCACAUGGCGACGAGCUUGGUCCAAAGUUAUCGAAGGAAAUACGGAAGAUGCAAAUGCUUGUAUCAAUGAUACGGGGAUGUUGUUCUGGGAACCAGUUGAUACCGAAUCCGAUGGCUCCGUUACAUCUUACAGACAAUUCAAAAAGUCUUUGGCAAAUGAGGAUAAAGAUUACAUCCAGCUGCUUCUGUGCAAUCCAUGUGGCUUAUGGCUUCACAAAUUUAAAAACAUGAGGCCAGAAAAUAAAUGGAACAAGCCCCCACCAAAAGAUAAGCGAAAGAGGAAAUCCAAUAGGAAACUCCCACCCGUCCCCGCAACGUCUACACGAUCACAAGUACGGCUUCUAGCAGCUAAGCGCCCUGAUUCCUCUCCGCCUCCCUCCGAAGCAUCAUCACCAAACGACGAUGAAACAACGCCUAAGAGUAAAAAGAAUUCCGGGAAGAAAAACGAUGCAGCUCACUCUCGUUCCAAAAAAAGGAGGGCAAACAGUGCAGAGCCAGCUAGAUUAGCAGAUAAAAACGACCGUUGGCAACAGGAGGAUGCCUUCGAGGCACUAAGACGUGCUAUCCAAUCAAGCCCGGCGAGAAACUUAGAAGUACGCAAAGCCUCCUUCACAGAGCCAAAUCUUACGCCAAAUCCCGUUCGCAGGACUUUAUUUCCGUCGAUAAAAGAAGAUAAUGCCAUGAAAGUACUCAGUGAUGCGUUAAUAAAUAGUGCAAGACGCAGUCCUCGGUCAAGUCCCAAAAAGUCAGCGAAUACGAAAAGCUCCGAUAAUAAACGACAACUAUUAGAUGAUGGUCUUGAUCACCUAUUUGAGGGCGACGACGAUAAACCCCACAGCCAUGAGGUCUCUAAUAGUCCUACUCCAAGACAAAAACGUCAAGUAAAUCCACAUAUUGGCAACAAAGAAAAUGUUUCAACACCGCAAACCCAGCCUCCAACCCAAGAAAUAUGUGAAAAUCAACAGGGCUCCGAACAGAUUUCUGAUAUCAUCGGAACGCAUAUGGAAGCCAGUAGGAACUCGGUCUUUUGGAACAGCCCUAAUUCAAGAAGUUUUGAGACUAUUGACGGCUUGAUAUUCAAUAUUUUUCAGUCUGACGAAGGGACCCUUGGGGACUUAGACUCAUUUCACUCACUUCAUGCACCCAAAGACCCGGGACAAAAUGAGUGGGCAGACUGGGAUACAUCAGAUUACGUCUCACCUGGCGUGCAACAUCAUGCCAGCGAAGUAGAAAUUGAUCCGAGCCUACAUGCUAAUCUAGUAAUUGCUGAUACCAACGUUGAAAUACCGGAACUUCGUGAAACUAACAAAAAGGACAUACCACCAAACACUGCCGCCCAGCCCAGCGAAGAGGAAUUUAGAUCACUUCUUGCAUCCACCUGUGACUAUGCAACAUUCAAUGAUUCAUCAGCGAUUUCGGAUUCCGAUAUAUUUGACCCUGCCCUCGUUGAUCCACAUCUACUCAGUGGCAUGUGGUCUAAAGAUGAUAGCAUUACUACGUCUCCGUCAAAAAUAAAUAGCACAGAACCUUUUGAUGCAGAGGUUAUUUCUGCUAUUAUUCAAGAAGUGGCUACGGGAACAACUUCAGUUUAA
Messenger RNA from Ophidiomyces ophidiicola, 3558 nucleotides. RefSeq lists its product as uncharacterized. Gene Ontology annotation, molecular function: zinc ion binding; sequence-specific DNA binding. The record is from RefSeq and is a predicted model, not a curated record. Gene Ontology annotation, biological process: rDNA heterochromatin formation; silent mating-type cassette heterochromatin formation; regulation of transcription by RNA polymerase II. The transcript is spliced from 4 exons. The coding region runs from base 1 to 3558 and encodes 1185 amino acids. Lineage: Eukaryota; Fungi; Ascomycota; Eurotiomycetes; Onygenales; Onygenaceae.